AAACGGCAAAGAGAAAAUAAUGUUCCAUUUACCGAGGUCCACCAGCCCUGAAAAUAUUUGGACUUUUUUAAGACACCCUGUAUAAUUUAAUCGCUGGUGUAAAUAAAUGUCAUCGAAUGACAAAUAACCUUGAAACUCUAUCAGUUCCUUUAGAACCAGUCAAAAAUAGUUUGGUUUGGAGCCAAAGAAAUGUCUGAUCCCACGAGACGUCCACUGAAUUUCCCAAACUGGCACAUACCCUACUUAGAAAAGCACCGAAUUCUGGAACUCUUCCACGAAAUAGCCAGGGAGAUGGUCAUCCAGAAACCCGACGAUCACGUUCUGUUCAUGAAACAAAUUCUCCAGACCGCUGCUGCUUCCAGAGACGUGUCCAGGGUCAUCCUGAUCAGCUCCAGCAAAAUAAACAGGAUCAAUUUAGCGGAACAAAUGUCCAAAUUAACCCGGCAAAUAGUGAUCACUUCGCACGACUUGGAGCACAUGAUGUCGACGAAGUCCAAAUUAAGCGGAGAUGAGAUUGGGAAGAUUUUGACUUAUAUGGUGAGAACCCAGAGCGUUGCUAACUGUGGGUACAUCAUAGCUGAUUGUAUCAACACCGAAGAAGAAGCUAAAAGUUUACUACAGUACGGUGUUCUUCCCACUCACGUCAUUCAUGUCGUACCACCUUUUCAGCCUGAAUUAAACGACCUCCUCUAUUGUAAAGUCUCGGAAAAUUGGCCAGAAACUCGAAGAAACCUUUUUGCUUUGAAAGAUAUCUUUAAAAAGACACUUAAACAGGUCUUUGCACAUGAAAAGGAUCUAUACUCACUUGCUAAAGAAUGCGUUGAUUUAUGUCGUAUUCGGCCUCAUGUAAAAAGAGUUAGACCUAGAGUGGUUAUUAUCGGUCCCAGAGGUUGUGGAAGAAGGACCCAAGCCAGAUACCUGAACCAGACGUUGGGCUUGGUUAAUAUUAACUUUGAUUACAUCCUCUGUCAAGCUUGGACUUCUAGUAGCGAGCUAGGGACGAAGCUACGCCAGUGCCGUAAAGAAGUUUGCUUCCAUUCCGAGCUGUUAUGCCAAAUUGUCAAUAAAAGAGUCCUGGAGCAAGAUUGUAUUGAACACGGUUGGGUCCUAACCGGAUAUCCGUUUACUGAUGUUGAUUUUAAGUUCUUGGACUCGAUAGAAACACCUCCAAAUCGUGUAGUAAUAAUAGAUUGCGAUUUGAACGUGUGCAAAGAUCGUAUUCUGUACAGGAAGUUGAACGUUUACACCGGAUCUGUGACGAAAUUGGCACCAGAUAAUGCCAAAGAGGAUGAUCCUACUGGCAAGAAAAAAGUACUGCAGACGCAUCCUCGAGACGUGGAAGAUUUAAUAGACGCUGAGCAUCGGUUUUACUGCGAGAAUUAUGGCAGUAUCAAGAAAUAUUGCGGUGAAACCGUGAUGGUGGUGAACGGUGACCAGAGUGACAGGUGGGUUCACGAGACCAUCACUGCUCAUGUCGUAGGUGCAAAUCCACCAGGGUCGCCUAGAAAAGGAUUUGGUAAAGAGAUACCAGAUGUUUGCAGUUGUGAUUGUAUAAAUGUACCUGGUAAAGUAGCUAAAACUUAUAUGCUUACUGUGUAAUUUUAGAAAUUAUUCUGUAAUAAAUUUUUGAAAACAAUUUAUGUGUGUCUUUUAAUGUUUUUUAUAUAAAAAAUUAUGUGUU
Messenger RNA from Sitophilus oryzae (rice weevil), 1681 nucleotides. Its product is annotated as adenylate kinase 8. Gene Ontology annotation, biological process: nucleoside triphosphate biosynthetic process. The record is from RefSeq and is a predicted model, not a curated record. Gene Ontology annotation, cellular component: cytoplasm. The transcript has a single exon. Lineage: Eukaryota; Metazoa; Arthropoda; Insecta; Coleoptera; Curculionidae. Bases 190 to 1599 code for a protein of 469 amino acids. Gene Ontology annotation, molecular function: AMP kinase activity; ATP binding; nucleoside diphosphate kinase activity.